Brassicogethes aeneus is the source of this 2582-nucleotide messenger RNA. The record is from the annotation of a GenBank genome assembly. Lineage: Eukaryota; Metazoa; Arthropoda; Insecta; Coleoptera; Nitidulidae.
AGUGAAUGAACGAGAGUCAUAGCGCGCAUUCACGCUGGACGUAUUCACAAGUCUUGCGAGCGGCUAAGAGCUUGCGGAAUCAUUCCUUCAGCAACCGCCUUUCUAAUUUUCACGAGACGGUCUACUCGGUUCUAGUUUCAAGUUAUAACGUUUCCAUACGAAUAAUACUUUAAGUGACGCUAUGUGCAUCUGAAACUGUGAUUUUCCCCGUAACCAAGGAAUUUUCAGUGCAGUGUUUAUUUUGCGGGUCGUUCGAGAAAUUUUAUUGGAAUUCUUCGCGCAUACCAACAGAAUCAAAGAUGCUUCUAAUUUUACUGCUAUUUUUUGCUUCGACGCGGGCCCUUCCCCAGGGGGCCCCCACCUCGGUAUGCGAAUCGAUGCUGCCCAAUCACGGUGGGGGAAUCCCUCCACAAUCGGGGAUCAGCCCCUACACCGUCAUUCCCAGACGGCAAAACGGCGCAGUGCUAGUCACCAUCCAGUCAGGGCUGGGGAUACCGUUCCAGGGCUUCAUGCUGCAAGGCAGGACCCCCGAGGGGGACAUUUUGGGGGAGUUUGACGUUUCAUCGACGGAAGACGGCCACUCGAUCGACUGCUCCAACACUGGAGACGCUUUGACUCACAAGAGUCCAAACAGUAAGGCCAGUCUCGAUGUUGUGUGGAAUCCGCCAGACGGGUACGAAGGACCAGUCAUUUUCAAUGCCACCAUAGCCCAGGGCUACGACACCUUCUGGGUGGGUGUGGAAUCCCCGCAAGUGGAAAUCUCGAAACGCAGCCCGGACGACGCGCCCCCUCUAUCGUCAACCAGACGCCCUAAAACCACCACCCCCCCCUACUUCACCCCGCAAGCCGACAAGGAGUCCUCCGCGGAGUUCGACCAGUUCUACGACGGAUGCGCGGUCACCAAACUCUGCUUCGGAGCGCCGACCAACUGCAUCAACUCCAAAAACUGCAAGGCAGUGGUCGCAGUGACCGUUCUGGGUGAUAAGUACGAUUUCGAGUUGAAGGCCACCUCAGGAGCUGCGUGGGUCGGCGUGGGGUUAUCAGAUGACGUCAAAAUGGGGGACGAUUCCGUCAUAGAAUGCGUCAAGAGCGGUAAUGGGCUUAAGGCCUUCAUGUCCUGGACUACUGUUAAACCGUAUGCCGCAAAUAGGCUAUCUGAUCCUGAACUUGGAAUUCAACUGUUGAAUAGUAGUAUAUCAGAUGACACCAUCUACUGCAAAGUUAGAAGGGAAGCAGUGACGAAUAUUAGAGGAAGAAACUUCGAUUUGGUAAACGACAAAUACAAUCUUCUGGUAGCCGCAGGAAACACAGUAACCGAUACUUCUGUUAAGUUCCACGGAAUCGCUGUCUUGGCCAGCGGAGAGAAACAAUUCUUAUCCGACGUGUCAGCGUUAGCUGCAGCUUCGAAAUUACUGGUGAGAAUCCAUGGGUCCUUCAUGGUUUUGGCGUGGAUCGGAACGGCUUCCAUUGGAAUGCUACUCGCUAGAUACUACAGACAAACAUGGACGGGAACCUCACUCUGUGGAAAGGAUUUGUGGUUUGCUUGGCAUAGGAUGUUCAUGGUUUUGACUUGGGCGUUGACAAUGUGCGGUUUCGUUUUGAUAUUUUUGGAGUUGAGGGCCUGGUCAGCAGAAAAUAACCCCCAUGCUAUUCUCGGCACCACCACAACCAUUCUAUGCUUCUUCCAACCCAUUGCUGCCUACUUCAGACCCCAUCCAGGAACCUCGAAGAGACCCAUAUUCAAUUGGCUGCAUUGGUUUGCGGGAAAUGUCGCCCAUAUCAUUGCCAUCGUCACCAUUUUCUUCGCGAUUAGACUAACAAAGGCUGAACUACCGUUGUGGAUGGACUGGAUCUUGGUGGCUUAUGUUGUUGUGCAUGUUGUUUUCCACCUAACCUUAUCGUUGUUGGGUUGCCUGUCGGAUAAAAGAGCCGAUACGAGGAUAAACGCAUUCCCAAUGAAGGAUCUUAACGGUUCUGGAAGAGCUCCCGCGUACAUAGAACCACCAAUGGACGAAAAAUAUUCCAGAACGAGACGGGCAAUCCUGGGAGUGUACAUUUUCUUAGUUUUGCUCCUGACGAUAGCUCUUAUCGUUAUUACAGCUCUAGCUCCCAUCGAGGACACAUGGGAGACUGUUAGAAAAGCGGUGACGAGGAGCAGUUAGUUAAAGUUAAAAAUACAGCGAUUUUUGUUUACUUAAUUUACCGAGAAUUACCAAAUAAUAACCGUACUUUGUAUUUAUAAACUGACUGAUUUUUUUAAUUAGUUUUUAAUAGUCUUUUUUUUUACUUCAACCGCUUCGACAAUUUGGCUUCAGUACUGAAAGAUUUGCUAAAAAUUUAAUAUGAUUCGGUUUUUAUAUAUUUUAGUGAUGGAAGAAAAAUUAAAAAGAUUCUUAAUACGUAAAACUUUCAGUAUAUUGUAAAUUUUGAAAACAGUAUUAUAAAAUAUUUUUUUAUUUCGUUAUUGACAAGAAUUGCAAAUACCCGGUAAUUUAUUUGUUUUUAUUUUCUUCUCUGUUUUUUAACAAUAGUUUAUAAGAUGAAUAUAUGAUUAUUUAAUAAUUGUUUGUAAAUAAAUUAUU